Molecule: messenger RNA, 7527 nt
Organism: Cinara cedri
Lineage: Eukaryota; Metazoa; Arthropoda; Insecta; Hemiptera; Aphididae
Source: the annotation of a GenBank genome assembly
GAUUAUUUUAUUUUUACGUGACCGUCUUUCACAUAAUUAUAAUGAACGUUUCUUAAAUCGUGUUUCAAGAAUACAAUAAAUUCUAAAUCAUUAUUUAAUAUAAAAAAUAUCUACUUUAGUAUUUUUUUUUUAAUAAUCUUAUGCUAUAAAGUUAAAUACUACAAUGAAUCAAUCUAAACACGAUGGACAUUUUGAAUCAAUUAGAUAUCAAUUGGAUGCACUUGGUUAUCGACAAUACAUGUCACCUGAUUCUAUUGGUCUUGUUAGUCAGCUAGUAGCUGACUUAUUGCACACAACUGAUAGUUUGAAACAAUAUAAAAACAUUGCUCAAAACACUCUUGAGGUUGCUCGAAAUCUGGAAGCUAAGUCUACACCUUACAUACGAGAUAAUUGUUCACUUAUACAAGAAUAUAAUAAAUUGCAAACUAAACUCAAAAAAGUACAUGAAAAUGAAAAAUGUAAGCUACAUUAUGGUAUUUAAACCAAUAACUUUGUUGAUUGCAUAUACCUAUUAACUAGUUAAUAGGUCUAUGGAUUAAUGUAUUUAUAUUUGUAUUAAAUAUAAUAGUUUGUUUAAGUCAAUUAUAAGCCAUCAUUAAUAUCUAUAAUCUAAGUAUUACAAUUAUUUUAGUAUAGUAACCUAUCAAUGUUCUCUUAAAUGUGAGUUCCACAGUAAAUUGACAAAAUUUCUCAGGACAAACUUUAUCGUUUAUUCUAAAUGAGUGGACCAAAUCUUGUAUUUUUUUUUUUACACAGACCCAUUUAAAGUCAACCGAACUUAAAAUUUAUUGUUGUGUUUAUAAAAUCUUUAAUUGAAUAAACUACUGCAACUAAGUUUUACACCACUAAAUAAACCUUGGUCUACUAUAAUAUUUUAUAUUUUAUUUUAUUAAUCUUAUUUUUUGAACAGACUUAUUCACACAUACACUCAUGAAAAAAAGGAAAGACAUUUGUCUGUGGAUAUUGUCUUGGAUUCAAAUUUCAGGUGUAAAAAAACAUACAUUUCUGAAAAAAAAAAAAAACUAUAUGUUGUUUAUCCUUUUAGUAUUUUAAAUUUGGUUUACUAAGUGUGCUCAUGUAUUAAGUGGUUAAUGGGUUGAACAAAAUCAAAUAUUUUUAGUACCAAAAUGUAUUUAAAAAAAUAUCACAUCUAUUUAUGGAAUUUUUAAUAUAGGUUCUCAUUUGAAAAACCAAAGUUGGUAUCACCACACCUUAAAUGUUGUAAAAAAUCUAAGUAUUUGAAAAAAAAUAUCGGCUUUAAAUACUACACUUAAAAAUUCUAAAACCCAGAAUUUAAAAAUAUGCAAUAUUCAACCAAAAAUAUGAGGUGCUCAAUAAGCGUUGAAUAAAUCAUCCAGUAUAUAAUAUUUUACGCCAUGUAGGUAGUUUUUAAUACAUUUAAAUCACCCUAAAACUGAUCAAUUAAUGCUACCCUUAUUAAAUAUCUCAACAAUAUUUGAAUAAAUAAACAGAAAGUCCCAUAAAAAUGUAAUUAAUAUUAAUGCGAAAAUAAAAAACAUUAUCAUUGUCUUAAGGAAUUUAAAUAAGUAUUAAGACUAUUUGGUUAAUUUAUUAAAUUACUUUUUUUUUAAGUACUUGAACAAAAAAUUUCUAUAUUGGAAUCUGAGAAAAAAGAAUGGGAACAAGAAAAUGAAAAACUUCUUCAAAAUGUUAAAGUUUUGGAAGAUGAAGCAGUUUUAAAAAAUGCCAAACUUUUAGAAUUAGGAAAUUUAUUUCUAAUACCCCAAAUUGAAAUUAAAAGUAAUACAUUGUUUUAGCAUUCUAAAGAUAUUUUACACUUAAUUCAAUUAUUGUUAUUUCAGAUAAAAAAUUAAAGUCUUUCAGACCUACAAUAGAAGUUGAUAAUUUUAAUAAUCUGACAAAUGAAAAAAUAAAUAAAAACACUGCUAAUUUAAAAAAUGAUUUGUUAGAAAAAAAAGUAGAAGAACUUGAACAAGAAAUUUUACAUUUAAAACAAUAUAUUAAGGAUAUAAAAAAUCAAGUAAAUAUAUUAGUUACAUAAACAGAAAGUGAAUAAUAUAACCAUUUUUUAAAAUCGGAUAAUAAGGUCACAGUGGUCGUUUUAGAAAUUUGAUUGAGUAAAUGCAACUUUUUAAAUGUCCUUUUAGGGCAAAAAAUUUAAAUAAUUAUAAUGAAUUCAUAGAAAAAUUAAUAUUGUUAUAUAAACUAUGUAACUCUAUUGGUGCUUGUGAUUGAUAUUUUUUUUAAGAAUUUAUUUUAGUCAUGAAAGUUUUACUGUAGAUCUUUUGGUUGCAAAAGUACCAGCUAAUUACAAUUUUUAUUUCUUGAUGAAUUGCAUGCAAAAUCAGUGUUUAUAAAUACUAAGUGAAAAUAUUAUGUAACACCAAUAAAUAUUGUGUGAUAAAACCAUUGUAUUCCUGAAUUUUCACAUAGCUAAAUAAUAUGUUCAUUGUAUAAUUUAUAUAUAUUCAAAUUUUAGUCCAGUAAAAGUAUACCUAAAUUAAAAAGUCAAAUAAUCAAAGAUGACAUGGAUAAUAUUAUUGACAUGAGGGCUGAUAAUGAAGUACUUAAAAGGCAGUUGGAUGGUAAUUUACAAUAAAUACUUAAUAGUUUAGUUAAGAUUAAUUUAAUUAGUUACAAAAUGUAUAUUAUAUAAACAUAUAGUAAUGGUUUUGACUAUUAUUGACUAUGUUGUAUUUUAUUUUGUUUACAUAGAAGCAUUAGCUAAUCAUAAUGAAGCAUUGUUUCAUUUGACCAGAGUCACUGAAGAAAAAAAAUCCCUUCAACGCUCUUUAAAUGAAUAUAUUAAUAAUCAUUGCAAUUGUGACAAGGUACAAUUUAUUAAUAAAGCUUUUCGUAAUACAUGAUUUUAAAAUAUUUAUUAAAUUACCAUAAUUUUUAAUUUAAGGAUACAAGUGUUAUAUUGGAAAAUAAUAUGCAAUUAGUGGAACUAAAAUCAAAAAAUCAGGCUCUGGAAUCUAAAAUACACACGUAUGAAGAUAAAUUGAAAAAAGCUCUUGAUGAACAAAAUCAACUUUUAGACAAAAUUAACCAUUCUAAAAAUACAGGUGUGCAUGAUUUUAAAUUAAAAAUAUAUUAUAAUAUUUAUUAAAAAAUUAAAUUCUUGUAUUUACAGAAAAUGAUUUGAUGCUGGAAAUAGAGAAAUUGUCUGAUGAAAAAAAUUUACAAUCACAGCAUAUAUCACAUCUUGAAAAAAAUAUACAAAAAUCAAGUAAAUUAUUGAACAAAUAUAUAUAUUAAAAAUUAUUUAUAAAAAAUGUUUUUCUUAGAAACUGAACAAAAUUGCAAAACCAAAUCAUGGCAAGGAAAUAAAUGUUGUUUGUGUUCUAAUGUGACAACUGAUGUACUUAAACAAACUUUAGAUGCAGAUCGAAAUGAGUAUGAAAGAAAAUUAGAAAAGUUAAUUAAAUCUCAACUUGACCCAUUAACAUGUCGCAAAAAGUCAGGUGAUUUAGAAAUUGCUGUGAGUAAAUUACGAGCUGAACGGGAUGAAUACUUAUAUGAAAUCAACUGUUUAAAAAAACAACAUAAUGCAGAAGUAAUAUACACAGUAAUUAAUUACACAUUUAAUAAAGAUCAAUUUUAUUAGUAUAUUUCUUCAUAGAUUUUAGAUUUGAAAAGGAAAAAUGAAGAAAUGAAAAGAGAAGAGUAUGAAAGAUCAGACAGACAAUGUAUUUUAAAGCUCAGAAGAGAAAAAGAUGAGUUUGCUGAAGAAAUCAUUGGUUUAAAAAAAGAAAUUGAUUUCUUAAAUUCUCAACUUAAGGUAAGUAAUAUUUUAUAAUUUAGUUUAAGGAUAUGAUACCAAAUUAAAUUGUAUAUAGAAAACGAAAGAGUCUAUAGAGAAUAACGAAUACAAUGAACGAGAAUAUGUGCAACAAUUAGAAAAUGAAAAACAUCAGUUGAUUGAAAAACAUCGUUCACUCACAUGGGAAAAUAGAAAUAAACAACGUGAUACAGAAAAAUACCUCAGAGAAAUUUCUUAUUUGAAAGCUGAAUUAAAACGCCAAAUAUCUAUGAUGGAUGAUCAAAAGUAAGAAUUUUGGUAAAUAUUUAUAUAAUUAAUAAUUGAUAUACUGAACUAAUUAAAAACUAGACGUUGUCAAGAUCGUCUUGAACGUGCCCUACAAUCUACACAGUUUGCUCAAAGUGCUUCUGAAGAACAAUUGGAGCGACUGCAUGUUCGAAUAGAAGAAUUAAAACUUAUGAAUAAUAAACUUAAUGAUCAAUUAAUUGAUGAGCAACAAGAACGGCAUAAAUUUAAAAACACCACAAUCGCUAUUGAUCAUCAACGAGAUUCUCUAACAGUAAAUAUUAAAAUAAUUUUUAUAUGAUUUAUACUUAUUUAAAUUUAUAGCAAUUAUUAUUUAGUAGGUAUUUUUCUGUGAAUAAAAUUGUUUAAUCAAUUAAAAAUUCUUAAGCAUUUAACAGGAGGUUCAUUUUAAACUUAUAAGCUAUUUUUGACCAAGAAAAAGUCUAUGUAAUGGAUUUUUUUAUAAGACUUCUGAUAUCAAAUUUUUAAAAAAUUGUAAAUAUUGUAGCCUUUUCAAAAUAUGUUCAAUCAAACUUUGCUCUGAAUCAGUUAUGUUUGCAAUGAUUUAUUGUUACUCAAGGAUAAAAAUUAAAUAACUUAUAACCUUUCCAACUUCUGUCCUACAAUAAUGGCACACCCAUUAUCAUCAGAUUGUUUAUUUAAGAAAAUUUGUAAUACAAAUAAUAAUAAUAAUAAUAAAUAAUAAAUAAUAAAGAAUAAGCCUUUAAGCAAUGAGUAUAGAAACAAGGUUGUUGUAAGCAACACGGUUAUAAACAAAGACCGGAUCUGUAUGCAUUUUAAAUUGUAAAAUAUGUAAGCAAACAUUCACUAAAAAAAAGGCAAGAUAUGCAAGAAAAAAAAAGCAAAGCAUGCAUUAUAAAAUUUAAAUUUUAUAGUGAUAAUUAAUUAUCAAUUUUAUUAAAAUUCCAUAAACAAAAAAAAGUAAAUAAGUAAAUAGUAUAUAUUGGUAUAUAAUAGGGAAAAAGUAUAACAAAUUUAAUGUAGUAGGCAUGUUAAUUGGAAAAACAAUAAGUUAUCCAAGUGUGUUCCAUGUUUAUUUCUGUAAAAUUAUGACUGUGUAUAUGUUAGGAUGUACUUGUAAAAUGAAAAACUGCGUUCAGCGUCAACACUGGUUAAUAGUGCAUAUUUAAAAUUGGCUAAUACAUCUGGUGAAUUAUUUGGAACAGACAAAUUGUUGAAGUUAACAAUGUCACCUUAAAGUAUUUUUGAAAUUUUUUUAAAACUAUUUGUCCUUUACUUUUAUCAAAAUAGAACAUGGAACAUUUAUCAAAAACAUUUUAAAAUUUUGUUUUAAUUAUUGUACUAUUUGCGCUCGUAGGAAUAUUCUUUGUAACGUAAAAUAUUUGAUAUAUAUAACGUACCUAUAAUCGUUUUCUUUUUGUUUGACACCUUAUUAGACCGUGAGGUGUAUUUUUAUCAAAAUAUGCAAAAGUAUGCAGUAUAAAAUUUUGAUAUUCAAUCAGUUAGAUUUUGAUUCAUGGACACUCAUUGACUGCAUAUAUAUGAUGUUGAAAAUAGCAACACGCAUUUUAUGCAAAAUCUGGUCUUUAGUUAUAAACAAAGUAUAAUAUUUACUUUGUCUGUUAAAAAAAAAAUUAUUGAAAAUAUUUUUACUUAGAUUACAUAUCAUUAUAUUUUUAGAAUGAAAUAGAAAAAAAAACAAAACGUAUUUCUCAUCUAGAUUCAUUGGUUAUGGAUAAAGAAAAACAAAUUCAAUCAUUGAAUUCAAAACUAGCCGAUGCUGCUAACAAAAUUGCGUAAGAAUAAACAAACCUAUAUUUUAAAAAAUAUGUGAUGCUAAUUUAUUUAAUUUGAAUACUAUUCAACAGAAAUGCACUAAGUUCUCAAUCAAAUACUGAACAAUUGUGUGACCGUUUAAAGAUAGAGCUUUCCAAUAUUAAAUCAGAGUAUAAAUUAAUCGAAAGUAGCACUGGUGGUCAACAAAAAGAAAAGAAGUAAAUUAAGUAUUAUUAGAAAAAUAACAUAAAAUUAAUAUACCUAAGUACUGUAAUAUAUAGUGUUCCAGAGUGAUCUCUAUAAAUUUAAAAUUAUUAAUGAAGAAAAAAAAAUAGUAUGGUCUAUAAAGUAUUGUUACCUCAAUUUUUAAUAUUUUUUUUUUUUUUUUUUUAUAAGAAUAACUAAUUAAAACACAAUAAACUUAAUAUUCACAGAAAUAAUUUUUAGUUCACAAGUAACAAAUUACUCAAUAUGUAUUGAUUACACUUCUUCUUUUUAGGAGACUUCAAAAUGAUUUAGAUAUGGUUGUUCAAGAUAAUAAAGUGUUGCGUUCAGAACUAGAAGUAUCUAGAAAACAAGCUGAAGAUUUAAAGAUGCAGUUACAGGUUUAUGUUUUAGAGGUAAGACGAGUAGAAGAGAUGCUUGAAGCUAAAGAAUCUGAAAGAGAAGAAAUAUUAGAACAGUUUAAAACAUUAAAUUGUGAAGCCACUCAGUUAGAAAACAAUAAUCACAGUCUCGAAAGUGAAGCAAAGUCUACUAAAACACUACUUAGAGAAAAGGAGCAUAGGUUGUCUGAUUUGCAACGUAAUCUUGUUGAUAAAGAAGGUCUUAUAUCCAGUUAUGAAUCCCAAGUAAAACUAGGAAAAAUUAAUAAAUUUAUCACCUAUUUAUAAUUAUGUUUUUUUUUCUUAUAUUUAAAAUUAGAUUUCUGAUCUAACCCAUCAAGUAGUAUCAUUAGAAUCCCAAUUGACUUCAAAAAACAAUAAUAUUGCUAAACUAGAACACGACUUAGACGCUUGCAGAGAAAUAUGUUCAACUGUAGAUUCAGCCAAAUUUAAUUUGAAUGAACGUCUAAAUCAUGUUGAAAAUUUAAAACAAAAAGCUGAAGAGGAACGUUUACAACUAUUAGAUGAAUUAUCCAUUUUAAAUGUGCAACUAGAAAGGGAACGCUCAAAAGUAUCCACUUUAGAAUCAGUAUUGAAUGACUCUAGGCAAGAGUGUAUGAAAUUAACUAUUAAUAAUAAUAAUUUAGUAGAACGCCUAGAAGACGGGGAACAAAAAUCAAAACAUAUUAUAGAAAAACUGUAAGUACAAAUAAAAAUUAACUUCAAAUUUUAAUGAAUUUGUUAGUACUUAUUAUAAAUUGAAAAUAUUAUAGUGAAAAAACAAAAAGUGAAUUAAACUUGUGUCGUUCUACAAUAACAUCAUUAGAAAAAGAAAUUAAUGUAUUAAAAAGACAACUUAAUGAUGUCAAAUUUGAAAAAGCAAAAUUAGAACAAACUAGAAGGUAAUACAUAUAUUAAUUAUUUUUAACAUUUUUUAGAAAUUUGUUUAAUUAUUUUAUUUUAUUUAUGUUUGACUAUAGGGAGUUUCACAGUACAACAUUAUAAUAAAUUAAAUAAUGAUUUAAGCACAUAUAUAUUAAUUACCUAUUGUUAUGUUAUAGACCCAAUCAUUUUUAAUAAUUGAUUAAACUAAAUUUAAAAUUAUUAUAUAUGACUGUCAAUCAACUUACU